Messenger RNA from Fundulus heteroclitus (mummichog), 954 nucleotides. Its product is annotated as hydroxycarboxylic acid receptor 2-like. The record is from RefSeq and is a predicted model, not a curated record. The transcript has a single exon. Gene Ontology annotation, cellular component: membrane. Gene Ontology annotation, biological process: G protein-coupled receptor signaling pathway. Gene Ontology annotation, molecular function: G protein-coupled receptor activity. NCBI's taxonomy places the organism in Eukaryota, Metazoa, Chordata, Actinopteri, Cyprinodontiformes, Fundulidae. The coding region runs from base 1 to 954 and encodes 317 amino acids.
AUGCAUUGCAACUUCAGUACACCUGUGCUGAUCCGAGCGCUCCCUCCACUCCUUGUAACAGAGUUCAUUCUGGGUCUGGUAGGAAACGGUUUGGCUCUGUUCAUCUUCUGCUUCCACCUGAGGCCCUGGAAAAGCAGCACGGUGCUGCUCUUCAACCUGGCAUUGAGCGACUUCAUGCUCAUUCUGGCUCUGCCCCUCCGGGUCAACUAUUACCUCUCAGGCAACAGAUGGAUGUUCGGUGGGACACUCUGUAACCUCUGCCUCUUCAUGCUGGAGAUGAACCGCAGCGGGAGCACCUUCUUCUUGAUGGCCAUCGCCCUGGACAGGUACAUGCGUGUGGUGCAUCCCCACCAUCCUCUCAACUCUCUGAGUGCUGGCAAGGCCAGGCUGGGAGCGAUCGUGCUGUGGCUGGUCCCCAUUACAAUGACCGCCCCCGUCUUCUCUCUGCAACACAUUAAUACAACCCACUGCACGAGGUUCAUGGUGGACACAGAGUCCAGAAGAAACCUGUCCUGGUAUACAUUUACGCUUCUCUUCUCUUUCUACGUGCCCCUGCUGGUGAUUCUCUACUGCACCUUCCACAUCAUCAGCCACCUGAGGAGGAGACAGCUGGCCCACCAGGCCAAGUUCAAGAAGGCUCUGUACUUCAUCGUGGUGGUGGUGGUGUUGUUCAUCAUCUGCUUCCUCCCCAGCAACAUUACUCUGCUGGCCAUGAGGAUCAAGAUGCUGAAGGAAUUUAAGUGUGCUGAUAUGGAGCAGCUAAGCACCGUGACCCAAAUUGCCAUCAAUUUGACUUAUCUCAAUAGCGCUCUGGACCCUGUGGUCUACUACUUCUCCAGUCCGGCUUUUAAGAACAUCGGCAAGAAGGCUCUCCAUCUGCCGCAGGUAGAGACUGGGGAAAGCACAGACAGGAAAACACGUGAUACGGGGUCCCAGUUACUCAGCAAGCUGUGA